Ramularia collo-cygni is the source of this 2091-nucleotide messenger RNA. Its product is annotated as related to Pescadillo homolog. Lineage: Eukaryota; Fungi; Ascomycota; Dothideomycetes; Mycosphaerellales; Mycosphaerellaceae. Gene Ontology annotation, molecular function: RNA binding. Gene Ontology annotation, biological process: ribosome biogenesis; maturation of LSU-rRNA from tricistronic rRNA transcript (SSU-rRNA, 5.8S rRNA, LSU-rRNA). The transcript has 2 exons. The coding region runs from base 1 to 2091 and encodes 696 amino acids. Gene Ontology annotation, cellular component: PeBoW complex; nucleolus. The record is from RefSeq and is a predicted model, not a curated record.
AUGGGUCGCAUUAAGAAGAGAGGCACGGCCGGUAAUGCCAAAAACUACAUCACCCGCUCGCAAGCGGUGCGCAAACUGCAGAUUUCCCUGCCCGAUUUCCGACGAUUGUGCAUCUUCAAGGGCAUCUACCCCCGCGAACCCCGAUCCAAGAAGCGUGUGUCUUCCUCGUCGACGCCCAGCACGACGUACUACUACACCAAGGACAUUGCCUACCUCCUCCACGAACCCCUCCUCGCCAAAUUCCGCGAUCAAAAGGCCCUCGCCAAGAAGAUCAGCAAGGCCCUGGGUCGCAAUGAGGUCGGCGAUGCUGCUCGUCUGGAGAAGAACUUGACUCCGCGCAUGAAGUUGGACCACAUCAUCAAGGAGCGAUACCCGACCUUUGUCGAUGCGCUGAGGGAUCUGGACGAUGCCUUGUCCAUGCUCUUCCUCUUUGCAAACCUGCCCAGCACGGAGAAUGUUCCUCCCAAGAUCAUUGCRAAGUGUCAACGGUUGACCAUGGAGUUUGAGCAUUACUUGAUCCGUACCCACAGCAUGCGCAAGUCGUUCUUGUCCAUCAAGGGAAUUUACUAUCAAGCCACCAUCCAAGGCCAGGAUAUCCUCUGGUUGGUCCCCUACAAGUUUGUGCAGAGGACGGCGGGAGAUGUCGAUUUCCGCAUCAUGGCCACGUUUGUCGAAUUCUACACUACAUUGCUGGGAUUUGUCAACUACAGGCUGUACACCGGCAUCGGAUUGGUCUAUCCUCCCAAAUUCGAUCUUAAGAGCGAGGAACAGGGUGCGGAGUUGGGUGCCUUCCAACUCGAGGCAAAGAAUGGAGAUGUGGUCGAGACGGAGGUGCAGAUGGCAGACACAGAGACCAACCAACACGCACAAGAAGAAGCCGACAAGCUCAUCGCUUCCGCCGCUUCAUCCGCCACGGCAGAGGAUGAAGAUGUCACAGCGGAACCACAAAGCAGCAUGACCCUCGGCCGAGCGACACAAGACGAACCCGAAUCCACCACCACCCUCGACAACUUUGUCCCCAUCGAUCCCACCGCCGACACCCUCCUCCAACCUUCCAACACCGCAGACGCCGCCUCCGCUGCCAAACUCUUCGAACCCUUUACCUUUUACCUCUCCCGCGAAACUCCCCUCCAUCCUCUGGAAUUCCUCCUCAAAUCGUUCGGCUGCAAGCGUGUCGGCUGGGAUAGUCUGAUCGGAGAGGCAGGCUCAUAUUGUAAUGAAGAUGAUGCGAGAAUCACACAUCAGAUUGUUGAUCGGCCGGAUCUUCCCGUCUCUUCUGUCGAUGAGACGAUGGCAGGUGCGGAGGAUGAGUUGGAUGACGGCUUUGACGAUGGUGCUCCCGCGAAAAAGGUGCAARAGAGGGUCCCCGGCAGGACAUACAUUCAACCGCAAUGGGUGUGGGAUUCGAUCAAUGCGGGCAAACUACAACGGCCCGAUCUGUAUGCUCCCGGUGCCGAACUCCCUCCUCAUUUGAGUCCUUGGGUCAAGGCGAAGAAGGGAGAAUAUGAUCCUACAUUGAGUCUCGCCGAGCAGGAAACUGCCGCCGAGGCGCAGAUGGAGGCCAUUGGGGAGGAUGAAGAGGAAAGUGGUGAUGAUCAGGAAGAAGAAGAAGAAGGGAGUGAAGUGGAGGGAGAGGCGGGACUACAGGACUCCCUUCUGAAGAGAAAUGUUGCGCAGGGUGAAGGCAUGGAUGUCGAACUCGGUUCGGAUGGGGAGGAGUCUGAUGCGGAUGUACCUGCAGGUGGUGAUUGGGACGGUUUCUCAGGGAACGGAGAUGAUGAUGACGAACCUGAAGAUCCGACGGACGCCGCUGCGAGGGCACAUCAAGCGGAAUUGGAGGCCGAGGCGCUGGGCAAGACUGUUCAACCCGCGAAACCCAAGACGAAGAAGGAGGAGAGGAAGGCGGCGCAAAAGGUGAUAAGUAAAAAGGAGAGGGAGGCGAGGGAGGAGGUGGAGAGGCAGAAGAUGAUGAUGCCGAAUCGCAAGCGGAAGAUGUACGAGAAGAUGGUGUAUUCCAAUGCGGAGAAGGAGGAUGGCGCCAAGAAGAUUCGGGAGAAGAAGAGGAAGUUGGAGAAGGGGAAGAAGGUGUAA